Mugil cephalus (flathead mullet) is the source of this 5324-nucleotide messenger RNA. It is a transcript of the gene kank1a, whose product is annotated as KN motif and ankyrin repeat domains 1a. Gene Ontology annotation, biological process: negative regulation of actin filament polymerization. Gene Ontology annotation, molecular function: protein binding. Gene Ontology annotation, cellular component: cytoplasm; cytoskeleton. NCBI's taxonomy places the organism in Eukaryota, Metazoa, Chordata, Actinopteri, Mugiliformes, Mugilidae. Bases 367 to 4365 code for a protein of 1332 amino acids. The record is from RefSeq and is a predicted model, not a curated record. The transcript has 12 exons.
CCAACUGCGCAUGACCGCGGGUCAACUCGCUGCCGUGUGCUGAGUGAAGUGAAGUGAAGGCGGACGAGUACAAAGAGGCUGGCGGUGGUGGUGCUGCUGCAGACGGGACGUGCCGUGCGCCGUGGAGAUAAAGUUCAGUUCUGCGCGAAGUUGCCACGUUACCCGGACGGUUUCCCAUCAAAGAAUUUCACCUCAAGCCCGAAUAGUUGAAGCAACGGAGACAAGGAGUUGCAUUCAAGACAAAAUAAGAGCGUGGGAGACACUUGGCGUCGGUUUGCAGGUUGCAUGAUAAGCUGGACUUGAUGCAUGGCAGUUGCAUGACAGCAGAGAGUCUUGUUGUGGGACUGAGCGCACACAGCGGCAGCGAUGGCUCAAACCAUUCACAUGAACGGCAACGGCCCAGAAAGAGGACAAGUAUGCCCAAGCACAGAAGAAGAGAAGGACUCUGUGGCCCCCUACUAUGUUGAAACUCCUUACGGUUACCAGUUAGACCUGGACUUCCUCAAAUAUGUUGACGACAUUGAGAGGGGCAACACCAUUAAGAAGCUGAGUAUCCAGAGGAAGCCCAAAGUGGCCAAACCCUUGGCUGGGCCACGGGGCAGCACUGGCGGGGCCAACACUCAGACUGAAUGGACCUCCACAGACUCCCUGUCCUCCUCCAACAGCGAUGAUAAACAGUCCCCAGUCUUCUUCACCUCCAGGCCCCAGGUCGCCGCUCCGCUGACCCCCACCCUCUCCAGGGCAACCUGCGAAGUCCCCCAGACCUACUCGAGCAUCACAGAGCAGAAGCAGCUCCUUCCACCACCCUCGCCCAGGUUCGCCCCUCGUCACAACCCCCACGUGGAGAAGACACUCAUGGAGACUCGUCGUCGUCUCGAGCAAGAGCGUGUGCUCCUGCAACCGCACAGCGACCCUCCGAUGCCCCGCCGCCGCCUUGCCAGCUUUGGCGGCAUGGGUUCCAGCAGCUCGCUGUCCUCGUACUCAAGCUCCAUGGCUCCCAGCCAGAUCUCCCCCAGUACCCAUCAACCUCUGACCAUUAACGGACAUAACUCUAAUGGAGAAUAUAACCCCUACUACCCACCCUCCAUUGGCAGCUCCAUCCGCCACAGCCCCAUGAGCUCUGGCAUGGCCACCCCGGUGACUAAUGUCAGCCCAUUGCACCUGCAGCAAAUCCGAGAGCAGAUGGUUGUGGCCCUAAAGAGGCUGAAAGAGCUAGAGGAGCAGGUGAAAACCAUUCCUAUCUUACAGGUGAAGAUUGCAGUUUUGCAGGAGGAGAAAAGACAAUUGGCUGCUCAGUCCAAAAAUCAAGGUCCUGGUGGCUUCCGCAAGCGUUCCUACAGUGUAGGCAGUGCUGACCAAAUGGAGAACCCUGGCCCAAUCCAAAAGGAGACCGAGCUGCACAUCAUGGAGCCAGAGGCCCAGGAACAGAGCAACCAGCGCCUGGAGGAGUUCAGACGUCUGGCUGCUGAGGUCCAAGCACUGGAGAGGACAACCCAGGAUAAUAAUUUAACAGAAGUUCAGCCUCACAACCUCAUGCAAAACCAAGCUCAACAAAAGUCCAUUGGUGUAGUUACUGAUGAAAAUAUGAACAACCUUACUGUCACACAAAAGAAGCUGCAAAAAGAUAGUUUCCGGGACGCUGGAGUAGCGACAGAGAAGCUGGAAAUGCGGAGCACUGCAGUUGGAGUGACCGAGGCCAUGCUGGGCAUGACCAGUGAAGCUGAGAAGGAGAUUGAGCUCCAGCAGCAGACCAUCGAGGCACUGAAGGAGAAGAUCUACCGCCUGGAAGUACAGCUCAAAGAAACUACUCAUCAGAUGGAGAUGGGGAAGCUAAAACUAGAGCUCCAAGCAGCUGGUGGGUCAAACAAGAAAAAAGCGGACAAAGGUCUAAUGGCCAGGCCAGAGAUGUACAACGUGUGUGUGGAGGCUAAAGUCCAGAUGCGGAGCCAGGGAGUGGGUGACCAUCUGGAAUUUAGCCAUGCUAGCACAGCUAAAACUCCAGAGACCCACACUAUAGGAAUCUCCUGUCAGCCCGUAGUGCAGAGUGUUGCCACGGGACCAGAGAUUCCUAUGGACCGGUGGGUGGUGCAGGAAUGUGUGGAGGUUAAGGACAAGUGUGUAGGAAGACAGGUGGAGACACAGCACCAGCAAGUAGGAGUUGAGCUGAGUAUUUGUGAAGUGGGAGUUAACACAGAGGAGUCAGUGGACAGCUUGGCCCUCUGCAAACCCAUGACAGAGCUGAGCAAAGAGUCCCGAUCAGUUGGCUGUGGAGAUUGUUCAGUGGAUGUGGUUGUAAGUCCCGUCAAGACGUUGGUGUCGCGAGGAACCGACCCCGAUGUUAUCAGUAAAGUGGACUCUGGAGUCAUGGCAGCUCCCGAGUCAGCAACUCAGCAGACCAAUACCGAGACAGAAGUUGCAUGCAAGUCCACGAACACAAACACAGUUACUCUAACGGACUCCUUCACCGACAUGGCGUUGAUUGCUUGUGAUAAGUACACCAACACGGCGGCAACUGAAACGAGGACAGUGGCUGUUGGGGAAGGGCUCGUCAAAGACUUUCACUCAACAGUAAAAACACGCUCAAUUGCUGUUGGAACCGUUUCAGACAUGGAGUCCUUUUACAACAAAUCAAGCUCAACGAAAACCAAAGAAUGUGGGGUGGGACCAGUUGGCAUUCAUGAGAAUUUCUUGGUUGGCCUAAAGACCAGAAACAUAGCAUGUGGCCCCUCCCUGCCGACUGAAUCUAUGACGAGCAGCAGCGGUAGUAGCAGCAGCAGCAGCAUCGUGGAGACGCCACGGGUGAAGACGGAGGCUGCACCACUGGAGGCACAGGGUGGCGCCGGAUUGGACCAUUACAUUGAGAGGGUGCAGAAGCUGUUGCAGGAGCAGCAGAUGUUGCUGGCAGAGAAUUACACUGAGCUGGCAGAAGCUUUUGGCCAGCCACAGUCCCAGUUUGGAUCCAUCAACAGUCAGCUGGUCAGCACACUGUCGUCCAUCAACUCGGUCAUGAAGUAUGGAAGCGCCGAUGACAUCCUGAAGCUCCAGUCAGACGUGGUCGUCUCAAACCAAGAGAGCGGUCAUCAGAUCCAGUUGCUUUCCGCUCGGACGGCGCAGUCGCAGGCGGAGACGGAGGGGACGCCCGCAGAGAAACCUGCACAGCAGCACCAGAUCAGUGCAGCCGAGCAGAAGAGCCGAAUGGACCUGCAGAUGUCCACGGCGCUGCAUGGGCAGCCAUGCAGUCAGAACACCCUGAAAUCCAUCAUGAAGAAGAAAGAUGGCCGACCCGACUCCAACGGCACCAAGAAGAACCUGCAGUUCGUCGGGGUGAACGGAGGAUAUGAGACGACGUCAAGCGACGACUCCAGUUCAGAGGACAGCAGCUCCUCUGGGUCGGAGGACGAAGAUGAGGAGAAGGAGUACGGAGAGAAAGAGGAGGAAUACAAGAAUGUGGAGGGAGAAAGCGCCAGGGAGGAGUUACAGCCUGCGGGAGCCGAGGAUGUCGAUAAGAAGGACGAUGAGGAAAGUUCAGAGAAGCAGGAGACAAGAGAGAGGUAUGAGCUCAGUGAGAAGAUGCUGGCUGCGUGCAACGUUCUCAAAACGCACCUCACUGAUCCCAAGGCUGUGAGCAGUAAAGAUCUGAGAGCCUGUCUCAACACGGUGCAGCACGAGUGGUUCCGUGUGUCCAGCCAGAAGGCGGCCAUGGCGGCCAUGGUGGAGGACUACCUGGCGGCCUUCGCGUCCGCCUCGCCGGCCGUGCUGCGCCACAUCGUCAACAUGGCCGAUGGCAACGGCAACACGGCGCUGCACUACAGCGUGUCGCACUCCAACUUCCAGGUGGUGAAGAAGCUGCUGGAUGCAGAUGUGUGUAACGUGAACCAGCAGAACAAGGCGGGGUACACGCCCAUCAUGCUCGCCGCACUCGCUGCCGUGGAGACGCCCAGGGACAUGAGCAUCGUGGAGGAGCUCUUCAGCAAGGGCGACGUCAACGCCCGCGCCAGUCAGGCCGGUCAGACGGGGCUCAUGCUGGCGGUCAGUCACGGCAGGAUGGACAUGGUCCGGGCCCUCCUGGGCCACGGGGCCGACGUCAACAUCCAGGACGACGAGGGCUCCACGGCUCUGAUGUGCGCCAGCGAACACGGCCACGUUGAGAUCGUCAAGCUGCUGCUGGCGCAACCGGGCUGUGACGCCACGCUCAGCGACAGCGAUGAGAGUAACGCUCUGUCCAUAGCUCUGGAAGCGGGACACAAAGACAUCGCAGUGUUGCUCUACGCACACGUCAACUUCUCCAAAGCCCAGUCACCCGGAACGCCUCGCCUCGGCAGGAAAACCUCACCAAGUCCGACUCGGAGGAGCAUGUUUGACUAGACGCUCCUCCUCCUCCUCCUCCUCCUCCUCCUCCUCCUCCUCUGCCCACAAACCCUGCGCUGCUAUGAAUUCUCGCUGAGCGUCGCCUUAACCACAGCUGGAUGAGGGGCUUCCUCCCAACCAACCAAUGAGAUUUCUGCAUUUCUUUUUUUUCUUUCUUUUUUUUUAAUUUUAAUUUUAUUUUAUUUAUGUGCACACUUGCCUUCAUGACAAGCCCAAAGUGUCCUCUGAAUGAAUGUAACCCACCGGUGCCUCAGAGUCAGAUUCAAUCAGCAAAACCACUGGAGUUCAGACCAACAUGGACACAACUAAAAAUGCCAUUUUUUUUUUCUUUCGAUUUUUUUUUUAAGUGUGUCUCCCUUUUUUUAUUUUUAAAGCUCAGUGUUGAUCAUUCAAGAGCUCCAAAACAUCUGUUUUUGUUUUUCUUUUUUAGUUUUUUUUUUUUUUUUUGAGUCCACAGAUGGAGAAUAAUCCACCUGCAUGUUAGAGGAAACAUUUCCUGUAUAUAUUGCUCACCUCGACUCACAUAUGUGCGCCCAGCUCUUCGGUUCAUGCACGUCUCCCGUGGAUGAACGCAUCAACGAUAUAUAGGCGUGGCUUAGACUGGAGAGAUUUUCCUUUUAUACAAAUCCUUUGUAUCUAUUUAAAGAGAAGAAUCACAGUAUUUUGAAUAUGUCCUAUUACUACUUAACAAUCUAUGAAGUUAUAUAUUUAUCAAAGUAUAGUUUUUAAUGCAGAUAUGUAUUUCUUUGUACAUACGGUGGUCAUAGAGUCGACUUAUUCUCCUCUCUGUCUUCGUGUCCGGUCUCUUGCUCUCUGUCUCUCAUGUGUAAUAUAAAGCCGUCUGUCCUCCGCUAGUAUUGAUCAAGGUACUGACUUUCAUCUUCAAAAUGAGGAGUGAAGUGCCUGAAACUUUGCCAUGUAACAAUAAACAUCCAUUAAAGAGUCUAAAUCAGGAA